GGAAAAUAAUCGCCAAAAGUGUAUAGUCUAUGAUCGUCAACAUAGAUUAUACACAUAAAUAUUAUCGCCAAAUUUCGUUUCAAAUACUAAUAUCAUGUUGUGGAACGCUAUUAGAAAGUUAAGAAAUAAGGCCUUAAAAUUGAAUAAUGCAAGGAUAUGUUUAAGUCAUUAUUACUCACAACAGCCACCGAUCGAAAAAGAAAAUGAAAGUGUAAAAAAACCUGAGUCAAAACGAUUAUCUGAGUUUAGAAAAAAAUUGAGAGAAACUACAUCAAUCACUGAUCUUGGUGAACAAACUUCAAAUUCCAAGGAAGAUGCUUUGCCUCCUUGGCCCAACAAUACUAACCCCAACACUGGUGAAGUUGGUGGUCCCAAAGGGCCUGAACCAACCAGAUAUGGUGAUUGGGAAAGAAAAGGAAGAGUAUCUGAUUUCUAAAUUCAAAAUUAUGCUUUGUUCUUGCUAUUAUCCCUAAGUUCUUGAGUUACACAGAAACUUAACAUAGUUAUAAAAGUUAGAUUAACUUUGGUUCCAUUUCUUUCUUUCAUUGUGUAAUAGAGUAGAAAAUAUUGGAUAGUACAAAAAUAACCUGUUGAGAAGGUUCUCAAUUAUAUGUUUUUUUUUAAUAUAUAAAGUUAGAAUUUAUUAUAAUUAAAUUUACCAUGCUGCUAAAUGCUGUAAUGUUUAUGGUUGAUUUUGUAUUAAAUAAUUAGAUUUUAUUUUUUAAUUACAA
Bombyx mori (domestic silkworm) is the source of this 731-nucleotide messenger RNA. Its product is annotated as succinate dehydrogenase assembly factor 4, mitochondrial. Gene Ontology annotation, biological process: mitochondrial respiratory chain complex II assembly. The record is from RefSeq and is a predicted model, not a curated record. The transcript is spliced from 2 exons. Bases 95 to 436 code for a protein of 113 amino acids. NCBI's taxonomy places the organism in Eukaryota, Metazoa, Arthropoda, Insecta, Lepidoptera, Bombycidae. Gene Ontology annotation, cellular component: mitochondrion.